Branchiostoma belcheri (Belcher's lancelet) is the source of this 6330-nucleotide messenger RNA. Its product is annotated as adenylate cyclase type 8-like. The transcript is spliced from 25 exons. Gene Ontology annotation, cellular component: plasma membrane. Gene Ontology annotation, molecular function: adenylate cyclase activity. The record is from RefSeq and is a predicted model, not a curated record. Gene Ontology annotation, biological process: cAMP biosynthetic process; intracellular signal transduction; adenylate cyclase-activating G protein-coupled receptor signaling pathway. NCBI's taxonomy places the organism in Eukaryota, Metazoa, Chordata, Leptocardii, Amphioxiformes, Branchiostomatidae. The coding region runs from base 406 to 5907 and encodes 1833 amino acids.
GAGGCAGUUACUAUGAUCCGCCUACAGCCUGGUGAUAAAUAAAAGCGGCGCAGAGUGAGUGAUAAGAGCGGGGAGCUGGUGUGAAUCACCUGCGAGUCGUGUCCCGGGAACCCCAUGUGGACAAGUGUGGACUAUCACUCACUCCUACAUAGUCUUGAGUGACGGUUGACAUCUGCAAGCGGCUCAGACGGCUGCUGACCAAGGCGUUCUUCUUAGCUGAGUACCUCUUACACCCCGCAACGGAAAUCUACCUGCUGGUGACUCCCCCAAGACAGCAUCAAUGGAACUCCCCUAUAUGAAAAAAAUGUCCCUUGAGUACAGACGGGUUAUGACAUGAGAGCCACUCUCUCGCGAUUUUUAUUGUGAACGGAUCUUUGGUUGGUGGUCGUGUGGUUUGUGAGAAAGAUGUCGACCUGUGACGGGUCCAGUCAAAAUAUAACGCCCGGUAAAGCAGCAUUUCCAGGCGCCGGUUGUGUAACGGCCUCCCGGGAGGAUGUGAGAAACUUGGGGGUCUUUUACAUAGAUACACGUCCAACGGCGUUGCCUGGCGACCAAUCAGCCGCCUUCACCGCUGUCAACCAAUCAGCAGCCUUCACCGAGACUACGUCAGAAUCAGACGGUCGAACGCGCCCGGGAGACGCCGUCCCGCGCUUUUCUCCUUCGGGGGAUUGUGACAAAAGCAAAAACAUCACGACUUCGGGAAACACAAGGCCCGGUGAGAAAGGCCACGGCCACAAUGGGAUUACCGGGAUUUCUGAAGCGGAAAGUGCGAGCUUAUCGCAAGGUGGGAAUGGAGGGAAAAAAUCCCUGAGUGAAAAUUCAAACGCCGUUUUGACAAACGGUAACUCUGAAGGACACUGUGUGGCCCCGUUGGAUACGGCGGGAAACUGCGAUUCUGCGCCAAAAAGCCCUCCCCGCCAGGCCUCAAGCCUGAUUUACGUCGAGCCAAACACCGAAAGCCAUUCUAGUGAGACCGGGGGAGGUUGUGAGGCCGGCGGGGAGACAGAGACAUCGGAACAGUACGUCAACUCUGACGUCAACCUCAACUCCCCUCAUCUUCACCACGGCUGCAAUCAGGCCGUGACAAACUUCUACCAUAGCAACGGUUCCCAUGACAACGUUACCGGGUUGGCAACCAGCCCUCGGGGCUCGGUAAGAGACAGGAGACAGGCGUACAAGUUACAAGGCAGAUCGAGCCCGAGUCCGACCGCUGAUAUCGAGGCCGCGGCUGGGCACGGCUCUCUCCGGGACAGCAGUGAGGUUGGACCCGAGGAGAGCUCUGACCCAUCUCGGAUGAAACAGGAGACUAAAACUGUCAACCCAGAAGGAAAAUGCGAAUAUAAUGCGAAUAAAAACAAUUCUGAUAACAGCUGCUUGCAAAGAAAUGAAGUGGUAAAUGCUUCUGCCAAAGAGAUAGAUACAAAGAAACCACCUGAAACGAACGGUUUAGGACGAGGCGAUCUUGAUGCGAAACUAGCGGGAAACUCGACUUCUGGUACCCCGUUAGGAUUAGAGCAGCCUGGGCAGCUCUGGCCACAAGACGUGCGGGAGCUCCGUAAGAAAGGAGCGUGGCAUCUACGCAAGCUUCGCACAAACUCCACGGAGAGCAACAAGAGCACGCGCUCAAGGGAAAACUCGCCACACAAAAAGAACUCGGGCAGCGAAAACUGUUCGAGCUUACCAGAAUUCGACAUACGGGCAGGAGCCGGAAAACUUAAAGAAACUGGAGAGAAUCACCUGUCUGUAUCGAAACACGAAAUCAUUAGAGAUGUGUCAAUCAACAGUUGGAGCCAGGUAGUCAUUCAAGAGGAGGAGGAGGAGUGUUCCCAGGAUCCUUUGCUCGCCUCGUCCUUACAUCCGGGGUCCGGGGUCACGCCUGCGCAGAGCCACCCGUCCUGGAGGCAUGACAGUCUAGCGUCGGAGCCGUCGGACCGGCUGAAGUGGGACGACUCUCGGCACGGCAGCGCCACCUCCGAGCAGCUCUCGCUCAGGUGGGACUCCCGCCAGGAGAGCGUCGCGUCCACCGGGCCGCUCUUCAGCGGCUGGGCGGAGGACUCGACCAGUUCGCGCGGGGAGGAGACGGACGCGGUCCCGGAGCUGAUCACCAUGGGCCGCCGGGCGGUGAAAAGUAAACUCCUGUGGCACACCGCGCUCACCAGGCUCACACAGGAGAUGCAGAAAGAUGGAACGGUGGUUUCGCCAAGCAAGAAGAUUUCAGUCAGCGGUGAAUACAUACAGGAAAUCAACAAGAAGAUCUCCACCUGCACCACCAGCUUCCCGGCAACAAAGGUUCAUCCCGAUGUCGAGAGCUCGGAAGGAGGGAACGAGGGAAGAGCUGGUGAAAAAGACGGCGUCGCCAACCCGCCAAAUUUCUUCAACCACGUCGGCUACAUCUACCGCGGAGUCAUCAUACCGACACUAAACAACGCCUUCAACUCAGAAGAGCUAGAGACUCUCUACCAGCACUACUUUCUCAGGCAGCGCCAAAAAUCGCUAAUUUUCCUAAACUUUAUCGACAUUGUCAACUUUAUCGUUACAUUCCUGUUUUACGCCGUCUUUAUAAAAGACAGGUUCACCCUAGCCAAGCAGAUUCUGUUUCCCAUUUUUGUUCUGUGCGAGAUUAUCGUCUGCGCGCUGGUGAAGUGGAGGAAGGGCUUCGCGCGAGGAUACAUGCGGUACGCCGGCCUGUUCACCUGGCUGAUGCUGACCUUGGAGGCCGUGUUACUCCAGGUGGACACAGGCGGUAGCCGUCCGCCGACCUUCCAGGACGGGCUGUGGCAGGGCCUGUUCACGGUGUUGGUGACGUACACGAUGGUCCCCUUCCCCCUGGGGUGGGCCAUUCCGGCAGGGGGGAUGACUUCGCUGCUACACCUGGUCUGCCAGGCGUCCUUGGUCAAGGCAGCGUCGCCGGGAACUUUUGCAAGACAGCUGGUAGCGAACCUGUUGCUGUACGUGUGCGUGAACCUAGCGGGCCUCUACACCAACUACCUGACCGACCGCGCGCAGAGACUCGCCUUCCUGGAGACGCGGAGGUGCAUCGAGUGCCGGGUCAAGAUCGAGAAGGAGAACCAGAGACAGGAGAGACUUCUGCUGUCCAUCCUGCCACGGUUCGUUGCCUUGGAGAUGAUCAACGAUCUGUCCAAUGAGGUGGAAGAUGAGGAGGUGCAGCACCAACAGUUCAGGACAGUCUACAUCCACAGAUACGAGAACGUCAGCAUCCUGUUCGCGGACAUCCGGGGCUUUACGGACUGGUCGGCACGGUCCACUGCGCAGGAGGUGGUGAAGACGCUGAACGAGCUUUUCGCGCGGUUUGACAAACUAGCAAAGGAAAACAACUGCCUGAGAAUCAAGAUGCUCGGGGACUGUUACUUCUGCGUGGCAGGGUUACCAGACCCGCGGCCUGAUCAUGCGCACUGCUGUGUAGAGAUGGGCCUACAAAUCAUCAAGGUCAUCAGGAGAGUCCGAGAGUCGAGGAAGGUUGAUCUGGACAUGCGCAUUGGCAUUCACUCCGGCUCCGUACUCUGCGGCGUAUUGGGCCUGCGCAAGUGGCAGUUUGAUGCUUGGUCCAAUGACGUGGAUCUAGCCAAUCAGAUGGAGUCUAGUGGGCUGCCUGGGAGAAUCCACGUCUCGGAAACCACCCGAAGGUGCCUCGGGUCUGAUUACGAGUUUGAGGACUACAGCGGCGGGGAGAGGUCCAAGUUACUCCGAGAGAAGGGUAUGCGGUCUUACCUCAUCAAGGCCAUCGACGAGGGGCUUCUGAAACCAACCUCCAAUACUGAGCUGUCUCCCGCGAAGGUCCGGCCGUCGGUCCACACCCAGGACAGCAUCUCCAGUAUCGCCUCCUCCAUCCAGCGGGACUUCCGGGGUCGGACCUUCUCCAUGACGCCAUCAGAAUCCUCCUGGAGCGCCGAGAUGCCUUUCUCCAACAUUCUAGGGUUUAAGAGCAACAGGCACGGGUCCUUCUCCGUGCACGGUACCCUGGCCCUGCUGCCGUACGGGCUGGCCAAGUGUCUGCCGGUGAAGCGCGGCGUGAGCGAGGAGGUUCACCGCCUCAUAGAACACUCCAUCGAGGUCCGGUCCAGCGACAGGAUGAGCAAAGAACACAUCUCCAGGGCCACGCUCAGAUUCAAGGACCCAGAUGUAGAGGAGAAGUACCACCAGUUAAGAGAUGAAGUCAUCAAGUCCAACAUCUCCUGUGCCUUCGUCAUCCUUGUCUUCAUCGCCUUCGUGCAGCUCUGUAUAAUCCCGAGAACGUACGUGUUGGCGAUCGUCCUGCUCAUGUCCCUGUUUGUCUACGUCAUCGUCUUCAUCAUCUUCAUGGCGGAGGAGUUCAAGCGCUGCUCACGGCGCAUGCGCCAGCUGUCCUGCUGGUUCCACGAGACUCUGGUGGCCCGCAACAGUCUGGUGGUCUGCGCAAUCGCAGUCAACUUCAUGGCGCCCAUCUCAAACGUGUUUAUAUGUGACAUCAGCACCCCAUCUAACGUGACUGGGACGGAGAUCAACCCCGAUAGCAUGCAGUGCCACUUACCACAGUACUUUUUCUUGUGCGGAAGCCUUGGGUUCUGCACAUGCGCAGUGUUCCUGCACCUGAACUUCCUGGUGAAGCUGUCUGCAGUACUGGCGAUGGCCCUGGUGGAGGCGCUGCUGAUACAAGUCUCACACGGCGGGCUCUUCUACAGAUACGACCAGAUCAUGUACCAGGCGAACGGUGGAGACGGGGCGUUGGUGGAGCUGACGUGGGUGACUGUGGUUGCCAUGGUGAUGUUUCUGUUAGCAGUGUUCUACCACGGUAGACAGCUGGAAACAAACGCCAGACUAGACUUUCUAUGGAAGUUACAGAGUAAACAGGAGCUUGACGACAUGAGUGACCUGAGAGAACACAACAAACAGCUGCUCCAGAACAUCUUACCUGAACACGUCGCACAGUAUUACAUGGAGAGGGAACGGGAGGACGAGGAGCUGUAUUCCGAAGAUUACGACAACGUGGCCGUCAUGUUCGCCUCCAUUCCGAACUUUGCCGAGUUCUACUCGCAGACGUUCCACCAGGGGAUCGAGUGCCUUCGUCUUCUCAACGAGAUCAUCGCAGACUUUGAUGAGCUGCUCGGGGAGAAGAGAUUUGCGGAAAUUGAAAAGAUCAAAAGUAUCGGCAGUACCUACAUGGCAGUGUCUGGACUCAGCAACAAGAACAAGGAGUGCAGUGACAAGUACAGUCACCUGGUGGCGCUCGCAGACUACGCGCUGGCCAUGCAGCAAGUCCUGGAGGACAUCAACACACAUUCCUUCAACAACUUCAGACUCAAGAUAGGUCUAACUCACGGCCCGGCGGUUGCCGGAGUGAUCGGCGCCCGGAAACCACAGUACGACAUCUGGGGCAAAACCGUCAACCUGGCCAGCAGGAUGGACAGCAAUGGAGUCACCGGCAAAAUACAGGUCCCACAGGAGACCUACGCUAUCCUAGUGACUCGAGGGUUCAAGUUCGAGUGCAGAGGCGACAUCCACGUCAAGGGGUUCGAGGAUAAAAUCCGGACGUACUUCCUGGUCGGUAAGGACAAGUGCUACAGCAGGUUAUCCGGAAUUCCGGUUUCCGGGCUGAAGAGAACCGGUGCAGCCCACACGACUCUGGCUACAAUCGUGUGCGGGUUAGUUCGCUCCAAACACGCUCAAGCCAAACGGAGCCUGGAAGCCGAGAAACGAAAAGCGGAAGAGAAAAGCAGACACUCCGCGCCCAUCAUCACCACAGACUCACCCGCCUUUAACGGCCAUACCAGAUUACCCAACAUUCCCCACGAGCACGUGACGAGGCCCACCCUCGACCUGCCGCAGGGCACGCCGGGAUUACAAAUGACUCCUCUGCCACCAAUCAGAAGAAAGCCCGGCGUUGUGGAGAUCACGACUUCCGGAGUAUAAACUAUUUCUGUACGACUUGAACUUCCAACACAUAAGAAAAUUGGGACUUACCCAAAUUUUCGGUUAACUCCGUCGAUCAGCCUUUGGACCCGUCUACCUCCGGGACGUGACGUCGGAACACGUGAGGGCCAUGCGUGCCGGAUAACCUGUGUCUCCCCCCGUCUCAAUUUUCGUAUGUUUUGGAAAAUAAAAGUUUAGCCAUUCGUCAUGUUGAUGAAGUAUAUCAACACAGAUAAACUUUCGUGCUAAAACAAUUUCUGUGUUGUGAGUCUCUUGAAACGUGACUGAUGAUUUUUGGUAGCUAUCACUGUCUUUGAUACAAAGUUUAUCAUCAAGCCUUCGACGCCAUAAACAUCGUGCAAACUUGAGCAAGUGCAGAAUCGAAUCUCCAAGCAGAUGUUGGAUGGAGGAUCGUAACGUUUU